UGAGCGUGCGGGGAGCCGCGAUGGAGCCUGGGGCGGCCGGGAGCGCCCAGGACCCCCCGCCGGUGUGGCCCCGAGCCCUUGGGGCAGGAGAGGGGGCGGCAGAGUCGUGGUGCCCACUGCGGGGCAUGGGGGCGCUGCUGGCUCACACUGGUUCCGGGAGAUGCACCCCACACUGCAGCCGUCGCUGUGCCUCGAAGUUUGGAGACUGAUUUGAAAAGUUGCGCCCGGGCUCCAGCAUCACGGCCAGGCCAGUUCUUCUCACUGUCGCCUUCUCCUCCGUGGGGUCCUGGCCCCACCAACACCCAUAGCUCCGCCUGUCCGGGGCAUGUGAGCCGCCGCCCCUGAAGCCGGGCGGGAGGCUCCGGCCCGGGCGCCUGCAGGCAGCGCACGGCCUAGGGGUGCGCCCCGGUCCCAGCCACGCUCGCCAUGGGCAUCCAGGGUAUGGAGCUGUGCGCCAUGGCCGUGGUAGUGCUGCUGUUCAUUGCUGUCCUCAAGCAGUUUGGCAUCUUGGAACCCAUGUCCAUGGAAGACAGCAGUGACAGUGAGCUGGAGUUGUCCACGGUGCGCCACCAGCCAGAGGGCUUGGACCAGCUGCAGGCCCUAACCAAGUUCACCAAGAAGGAGCUGCAGUCCCUUUACCGAGGCUUCAAGAAUGAGUGUCCCACGGGCCUGGUGGAUGAAGAGACCUUCAAACUCAUUUACUCACAGUUCUUUCCUCAGGGAGAUGCUACCACCUACGCCCACUUCCUCUUCAAUGCCUUCGAUGCUGAUGGGAAUGGGGCCAUCCACUUUGAGGACUUCGUGGUUGGGCUCUCCAUCCUGCUCCGAGGGACGGUCCACGAGAAGCUCAAGUGGGCCUUCAAUCUCUAUGACAUUAACAAGGAUGGUUACAUCACCAAAGAGGAGAUGCUGGCCAUCAUGAAAUCCAUCUACGACAUGAUGGGCCGCCACACCUACCCCAUCCUGCGGGAGGACGCACCCCUGGAGCAUGUGGAGAGGUUCUUCCAGAAAAUGGACAGGAACCAGGAUGGAGUGGUGACCAUUGACGAGUUUCUGGAGACCUGUCAGAAGGACGAGAACAUCAUGAACUCCAUGCAGCUGUUUGAGAAUGUCAUCUAGGACACAUGGGAGGGGACCCUGGGUGGUCAUUGCUUCUUAGCCUGGAGAAGCCUCAAUCCUGCCUCAGACAAGCGGCCUCUAUGAGAAACAUUUUUCUAAUAUAUUUGCAAAAGCUGAGCAGUUUACUCCCAAGACAGACACAGACACAGUCUAUCUCUCUCACACUAUCUCUCUCUCUCUCUCUCUCUCUCUCUCUCUCUCUCUCUCUCUCUCUCUCUCUCUCUCUCUAUCUCACACACACACACACAUACACACACUCUCACACACACAGAGUGGUUUCUCUGACUUGGCAGAGGAGGUGGCAGCCAGAAGGUACCCCUAGUUCUUCCAAGGUCAAUAAAUGGGACCGCCUCUGGGGGUCCCUUCUGUCCUUUCUACCACUUGGGAGACCAGGCUACUCCCUGCCCAUGGACCCAUGUUCCUAGGAAGCUCCCAGAAACCAUACAGGGGCCCAGAGGGAAGAGGUCUGAGCAGGGGAGAAAUAAUGAUAGAAGCUGAGCCUGCAGCUUCAUGCUGAUGCUCCUCUGGGGUCCUGGAUCAUGAGGGACCACUGGGCUACGUCCUUGAAGAACAGAGCAGGAUUGAGGUUUUUGGAGAAGCUGGGGGAACAAUUUGUCCACACUAUUGGGUGAUGGAACAUCAACUGGCCAAUGGAGAUGUGGUGGGCGGAGCUCUCACAGCGCCCAGCACCAGGCUGGCCUCUCCAAGGUACUCUUUGGUUCUGGUGGGGAGGAGUCACCUGGCUCAGGAACUAAUAACCAAGAAGCUGGACUGUAACGGGAAAGGCCUGGUAGAGGUAUUCCCCUCCUCUUCCCUGGCCACUUGCCAUCCAGUUCCUUGGCACGGCGGAUCAUUCACAGCUCUGUGGCUGCCCUUGAACAGGCUCAUCCCAACCCAACAAAAAGCACAAACACCCUAACAGCUCAGGCCAUGCUCACAAGGGGAGGCAGGGGCCCCUGACUUGGGGAGACCUGAGUCUCCUCAGCCCUGACUCAGUGGCGUGAGGAAGAUGCUCGGAAUCCAUCCUGUGUCUCAGAGCCUUGUGGUCUCAGAGCUCUUUCCCAGCCCAGCUCGCCAACAUUCUAAAGCACAAACCAAGGACUGUGCUUGCCUGGGCUACCCCCUGGGGAUGGGGGGCCAUGUCAGCUCUAAGUUGAAGCUAGCCAUGAGAGCUGGGGGCCUGUGACCAGGCAACAGGUUGGCAGACCCUCUGGAAGAGAGAGAGAGCUGCUCCUGCCUACCCAGGCCUCCCCCAUAAGGGACUAAGUCCCAGGCAGCAUGCUCCCCAAAGGAACAUUCCCACAGAGUACAUUCCAUCAACUGCAGCCCAGUCUCUGCUCAGGCCCAGCUCAGAGAGUCCAUGGGUGUUCCCCCAGAAGGUCAGCCUCCGGCUAACCUUUCCUAGAGGAAAGGCAGGGUGACCAUGGCCCCCAUACACAGGUGGAUCCCCUUCUCAGGGCUGCACUGACCCCAUCUCCAUCCUGACUGGGGGCCCCUUUACCCCAUAUAGAGGCCAUCAGCUUUCCCUGGCUCAGGGACCUCCCUCCUCCCCCAGCCUGGCCCCUCCCACUGGGGUUCCUACACCGGUGAGAAGCCUAGGCCAAGGGAGAAAGUUACUACUCAGCUCUAACCCACCCCACCCCUUAGCCUCUGGCUGCACGCCCAACCAGAAGGGGUCUGUCCCCCUUGCAGGGACACAGACUGGCCGCAUGUCUGCAUGGCAGAAGCGUCUCCCUUGAGUGCAGCCUGGGAGGGGGGUUCCUGUCUCAGGGGCCCACCAAUAUUCAGUCCUAUAUAUUUUA
Molecule: messenger RNA, 2921 nt
Organism: Alexandromys fortis (reed vole)
Lineage: Eukaryota; Metazoa; Chordata; Mammalia; Rodentia; Cricetidae
Gene: Kcnip3
Product: potassium voltage-gated channel interacting protein 3
Exons: 8
Coding region: 427-1119 (230 amino acids)
Biological process (GO): regulation of potassium ion transmembrane transport; negative regulation of transcription by RNA polymerase II
Cellular component (GO): voltage-gated potassium channel complex; nucleus
Molecular function (GO): DNA-binding transcription repressor activity, RNA polymerase II-specific; potassium channel regulator activity; RNA polymerase II cis-regulatory region sequence-specific DNA binding
Source: RefSeq, a predicted model, not a curated record